Messenger RNA from Crotalus tigris (Tiger rattlesnake), 6805 nucleotides. RefSeq names its product cytoplasmic polyadenylation element-binding protein 3. Gene Ontology annotation, cellular component: synapse; neuron projection; nucleus. Gene Ontology annotation, biological process: negative regulation of cytoplasmic translation. NCBI's taxonomy places the organism in Eukaryota, Metazoa, Chordata, Lepidosauria, Squamata, Viperidae. Gene Ontology annotation, molecular function: mRNA regulatory element binding translation repressor activity; mRNA 3'-UTR binding; ribosome binding. The transcript has 9 exons. Bases 58 to 1146 code for a protein of 362 amino acids. The record is from RefSeq and is a predicted model, not a curated record.
UAGGACCGGAAUCGGCCCUAUGAUACUUUUAACUUGCACUCUUUGGAAAACUCAUUAAUGGAUAUGAUAAGGACUGAUCAUGAACCUCUUAAAGGUAAACACUACCCUCCCAGUGGCCCACCAAUGAGUUUCGCUGAUAUAAUGUGGAGGAAUCAUUUUACAGGUCGUAUGGGUAUAAAUUUUCAUCAUCCGGGAACAGAUAACAUUAUGACACUUAAUACCAGGAGCUAUGGGCGGAGACGAGGUCGAUCUUCGCUAUUUCCUUUUGAAGAUGGCUUUCUGGAUGACAGUCAUGGUGACCAGUCUUUAUCAUCAGGUCUCAACUCCCCAACUCACUGUCAGAAUGGUGAAAGAGUCGAACGCUAUUCUAGGAAGGUGUUUGUUGGAGGUCUGCCUCCUGACAUUGAUGAAGAUGAAAUCACUGCUAGCUUUCGUAGGUUUGGACCUCUUGUGGUGGACUGGCCUCACAAAGCUGAAAGCAAGUCAUAUUUUCCACCUAAAGGUUAUGCUUUUCUGCUGUUCCAGGAAGAAAGCUCUGUUCAAGCUUUGAUAGAUGCCUGUCUAGAAGAAGAUGGUAAACUUUAUUUAUGUGUAUCAAGUCCCACUAUUAAGGACAAACCAGUACAAAUUCGACCUUGGAAUUUAAGCGACAGUGACUUUGUAAUGGAUGGUUCUCAACCUUUAGACCCCAGAAAAACUAUUUUUGUGGGAGGAGUUCCACGACCCCUCCGAGCUGUUGAACUAGCUAUGAUUAUGGAUCGUUUGUAUGGAGGAGUCUGCUAUGCUGGCAUUGAUACAGACCCAGAGUUAAAGUACCCCAAAGGUGCUGGUAGAGUGGCUUUCUCCAAUCAGCAGAGCUAUAUUGCUGCUAUUAGUGCACGCUUUGUCCAGCUCCAACACAAUGACAUCGAUAAACGGGUGGAAGUAAAGCCAUAUGUGCUUGAUGAUCAGAUGUGUGAUGAAUGCCAGGGUACUCGCUGUGGUGGAAAAUUUGCUCCAUUCUUUUGUGCCAAUGUUACCUGCUUGCAGUAUUACUGUGAAUACUGUUGGGCGAGCAUUCAUUCUCGGGCUGGACGAGAGUUCCACAAGCCGCUCGUGAAGGAAGGAGGCGACCGGCCCCGCCACGUGCCCUUCCGUUGGAGCUGAGGCCCGGGCCGAAGGCCAGCAGUACUGGAGCCGACUGGAUUGAAGGGGAAAGGAGUGCUGCCUCAGGGCUUUUGUGUUCUGGAAAUCUGUGCAUUCAUCCUUGACUUUAAUGAAGAGAUGGGUCUUUUUAUUAUGAUGAUGGUUAUGAUUAUAAUGAUGAUGAUGAUUAUGAUUAUUUACAGUCACAUUACUGAACACUAUGUCCAGUAUAAUACAAGCCUAGCAGAGUGUAACUGUACUGAUUUUGCACUUUGAUUCACACAAACAUCUGCUUGGUACCUUAAUUUCUGACCUGAGACUUGUCACGGCUAACAAUAAGUAGACUGCUAUGGUCAUCAGCCUCCACUAGGUUGGUGUAUAUGUGAUUAAGAUUUUUUUAAAUUAUGUACUUUUAUUUUAAAACUGGAGCAUGCACUUAUUUUCAGAAACUUUGAUUUGCCCCUAGCACAUGAUUUACCAAAGGUAACACUCACAAGUAGGUGGCAGAUGUAGCAAAAAUUUACAGUGGAUAUUCAGCAAUCAUUCAGAGUAGGAAAAACCCUAAACAAUCUUUAGUUGCUCUCUAUUUUUACUGAUAAGGAUGAUACCUCAUAAGCUGGAUCACAUUUUCUCCACUCCCAUCUCCCCAUCCCUUUUCUAUUUUGCUGAGGGUUUCCUAUUUGUUUAGGCCUUUUAGUGUUAUGUAAAUGUAUGCUGCAAUAGCUUUUGCUGCUAUUAAGAUGGUAUUACUAAUACCACAUUACUCUAUUCAAGCUAGGGUAUCAUUUAAAAAGAUAAUUAUGUGAUUUAAAACAGUAAUGGCUGCUGAAAGAUCAGUAGAGCAUUCAGAAAGCUUCCAAGGAAGGUCAAUAGUUUUGACUGCAUGUUUAAUCAGGUUGACGCAUGCAAUAAAUUUUUUAUAGAUAUCUAAUACAAAAAUCUACCCACAGUGCACCAAUUAAGAUUCUAUAUAGGCUACAAAGUACUCAAUAAAAUAAUUUAAAACACACACACACAUACGCACACAGGUUACUGACUGGAGGAAGGCAUGUCUAAGUCUGUGUAGAUGCUUCUGAAAUUAAAAUCAGCCCAUAGCCGUAUCACCUAUAUUACAACAGAUAUUUUUUAAAAAGAAUAGAUGUAGAAAUAUCCUUAAACAGAUUUGUGAAUGAUAGACGAAGUACUUUGCGGUGCUCUGUUCUAUAUUGUGCAAUUUAUUUUAUAUAGUAAAGUGAUUAUGUCUAGUACUGUGAUCAAACUAACUGUUUAAGCCUCUAUGUCUACCAUUCACACUCUUUUGAAAGUUCAACCAUAGAAACAAAUACAUAUGCGCACUCACAAAACAAAUUUUGAGCUCUUAGUUCCUAUCUCAUAAAUGCUUGCACCUAUUUAUGUAGCUGCAGCCCAUGUCCAGAAAACCAAAGAGCUCACAAUAGCAUAUGUACACUACCAGCUUAAAUAGUGGCUGAUAAACGGGGCACAUUUGGAUUGGGAAAAGUGGUGCUAAAGAAAUGUCUGCAUACAAAAAUUACCUUGGGUAUGAUAUUUAAUUUCUUAAAUCCUGGAUGUAUCCUGUGAAGCUUGAAUAUAUUUGAGAUCUAAUCUGAACAGUGGACAUUUUUUUAGCAUAUAAUAUGGGGCUACAAGGCAAACACAUAAACACAUAUUAGUGUGCUAUUUAUGAAAAUGUGAGAAUGUGUACAUUAUUUUUCUGGGUUUUCUGUGGGUUUGUUCUUUCCCCACCCCAUCCCUAGUUUUGGAGGUCUGGGGACAGUCUUGAGUGGAUAUGGCGCUGCAUAGUAGAUGUUGAAAUGUCCCCGUUUUGAGUGUUGUGAUGGCCUUGUUAAUGUUGUAACUUUCUACAUUUUCUUUUAGUGUUCAGUUGGAAUUAUUGGCUUGGGGGGGAGGGGGAGAAAAUCUUUCUCUGUUGAAAAAAAAAAUAGUUUUUUACUGGUUUAAAAUUUUUCAUUCUUCUUGGUAUCCCUUUUGCAAUUUCUCCUGGGCAUUUUUGUGAUAUUGCUUUAUCUAGCCCAGCAAUCUAUUUUGUUUUGUUUGGGGUUUUCUUUUUCCUUUCCCUUCUUUUUUUCAUCUAUACAAGAUUUGUUAUGCACUACUUUUUGUAACUAGACAGUUUUCAAUAGUUGGCAGAUUAUUCUUUUUUAAAGAAAAAAAGGCAUGCUUUCUGACUGACAUGAUCUUUUGCAAUACCUCAAUUUUGAAAUAUAGGAAAGAAAAUAUUUUCUAAGUAAGUUUAUUCAGAAAAAAAUAUAUAUUAAUUUAAUUCUGUGAGGAAAUGAUUUAACAGAUGGGUAACUUUAUUUUUUUCAUGCUUAUUUGCUUUUUUGAAAAUGAAGUUAGAGCUUUAUAACUGUAUUGAAGAUCAUAGCUAUCCUACCGAAGUCUACCUAAUUAUGUGAAACAAACAUUUAUGAAGAAAUGUCCCUUUUCCACACACAAACAUAGCUGGAAAGAAAGGAGAACGGGGGGGGGAGAGAUGCUGGAAGUUAUAUAAACAAUGAGAUUAAAAUGAAUACAGCAAGGAAAUUUGAAAACAAAUUGCUUUGGUGCUGGAAGUUGUGAACAGAAGGUGAAAAACCUGUUUUGCCCUUAAUUUGUAUAUUUAUAAUCAAGCGAUUAUGCACGACUGACCAGAAUUGUGAGAGUUCUUCUGUUUGUAUUUUUUUAAAGAUAAUUUUUAGUUUAUUAAAUUAUAACAAGUUCCCCUUUUGUUUUGUAAAUGAAUGUGCCCCCCCCUUCCCCCGGUUGUUAAUAUCUUACCCCAUUAUUCUGAGAGGGUCCUUCCAGAAAAGAAGUUAUUUUUUAAAACAAAUUGUUCUGAACUGCAACUGGAUGAAGGAGCCCCCGGGUACCACAGGCCCACUUGUGGCCUUCCCUCAAUGCGAGACUUGAACUAGUCGGUUUUCUUUUUGAAAGCAACUUAACCUCGAAUAUUUGUUGUUAUGUGCAAUACUGUUUGUACUGUUUGUAUAAAAAAGAAAAAAGAAAAGAAAAAAGGCAUAAAUCUUUAUUGCAAAUUUAUUUUCAUUGCAAACUUUAGACAUUGUGAUUCACUAAGAUCAUUUUUCUACUGUCAAAUAUGUACCUUUUCUUCAUGCUGGUAUUUUUUCAAUAGUAAUGUAGCCUUUGUACUGAGACAGAUUUUCAUUGUUAUUUUUAGAAAGAUUUUUUGCUAAGAGAAAUUUAAACAUUGACAUAUUUUUCAUUUUUAUUUCAGAUUUUCUUUAAGGAAUGCUUUCUCAACCAUUAAUAUAGUUGUUUCUGGAAGAGACUUUCAUAUCUGGUCAAUGUCAUUAAUAUUAUUUUGUAUUUUUACUUGGAAUAAAUUAAUUUUAUGAUGCUAAUUCUUUAAAAGUUUAUUUUUUUCAUUUUCAGUUAUUUUUGAAGCUAAAAACCUUUGUAAUAUUGUUACUAAAGUGUCUAGUUUUUUGAAAUGCAAAGCUUUAUGUAUUAACUUGCUGAUGUGGUUUACAAUGGUGUGAAAAUGGUUGGAUAUGUGAAAUGAUUGAAAAACUGUAAUGAAUAAUUGGGCAAUAAAAUUACAGAAUGAAGCAGGAAAAUGAUGUGAUAUUUUUUAGAAGCUUUUUCCUUUAUCAGAAUGAUUUAGGAAGACAAUAGGGAUGUCACAGUACCAGUUCGCUGUCUAGAUUUGUACAACACCAAUGUUAAUAAACACUGUUGCUGUUGUAAUUCACUCCAAUCCGUAGAAAUAACAGGUCUACAAUCUUGGCUGUUUAGCAUCCUACCAGUUUGCUUCCUCACCAUUACCAUGGGCAUAUCCAGUACUGUUGCAUAGUGGGUGCACGGGUGAAAAAUAAAUGGAACUACGCAGCAUUAAGGCUUGGCUAAGUCACCUCCUCCGUACUCAACCAUCCAUCCUCUUUAUGGACGUUUUUGUUUUUGAACUAUUCCCUUAAAUCUCUCCCAAAUGGCUUCUGGGUGAUCUGCCAUGCUUUUAUUUAUUUAUUAAACCUAUCCUUCAUGCUGCAUUUCCCUGCGCCUCUUUACAUGGUAACUCAGAACAAAUGGAGGAAAUUUGUAUAGUAUCUACAUAAUGUUACAGUGUACCAUACAGUGUAAGUUUCUCAUAGUUAGUGCUAUCUAAUGCAUGUGUAGGAACCCUUAUUACCUGAUCUGAGCACUUUUUUCAAGCUGCCUGUAUAUUUCUCCCUUUCUUGUGUUAGGCCUCUUACAGCGUAAGAACAGCAUCUGUUGCUGCUAUAAAAAUAACAUUGCAUCAUUUUUUGUAGUUCAUCUCCACCUUUGCCUGUCCUACCCCUUUACUGCAAUACUAGCAAAACCUCUGUGUGGAAGCUGGGUACUGUUAUCCCUUCCUUUAGAUCAGUGAUUCUCAGACUUGGCAAUUUGAAGAUAUGUGGACUUCAAUUCCCAGAAUUGUGCAGCUAGCGUGGCUGGGGAAUUCUGGAAGUUGAAGUCCCCACAUCUUCAAGACACCAACUUUGAAAAGCCUUGCUUUAGAUCCUGCAACUCAAACUGGUGUUACAUAAACAGAAGAUACAAUGACCUUCUCCAGAUAAAUCAGUCAUGGGAUUUUAUCUGUUUUUAUGAGUACUUCAGCUGAAGGGAAGCUGUCCCUUGAUGUCUUCUGUAAAUAUCUGGAGUUGGCCUUUGUGAGUUCUUUGUAAGUAAUGUAUAGGCAAUUUCAAAUAGUAAAAUUUAGACUCUAACUAGGUUCUAUGGUUGGAACAAACACAAAUUGAAAAAGCAUAAUACAGUAGAAGUGAAGGAGAAUUUUUUCAAACUCCUGCAAGAAUGGAGUGAGGUGAGUGUGUGCUUAUACUCCUGCCUACACACUUGCCUAGUAGGAAAGCAGGUUUUUUAAAAAAAUGUAUUACAAAUAUGCAGUUAUUAUAGAUUUCAUUAUCUUUGUUAGAGUAGUACAAAAUACUGUGCUUUACUAGGAGAAAAUCUCCUAUGCUAAUAUUUCAGUAUUGUGACAUCUCUACUUGCAAGAUACGAGUGAAAGAUUAGUCACAGAUUGGUUUUUUAAACUAUUUUUGUUAAACCUGCCUUUUAUGUAGUUGCUUUUUACACCAGUUUGUAUAAUGUCAGCAUUCCUUUUUUUCCACUUAAAAAGUUUUCUUAAUUUCUACUGUUGUAGUGUUUCUGUCUUAACCAUACAGUCUGUUCUAAUAUUCAUGCUAUGAUUUACUCCUGAACAGGAGAAGAGUAAGAGCUGUUUUGUUAUUCUGCACAUUUUAAAUUUAUUUAACAUUGUUUAGCAACAAGUAGAUAUUCAGGGUGCUAAUACAGGAAAAUCAUUUCUGCUUUUUUUGCUGGUUUGUUUCUGGAUGUUGUUCUGUUGGGGUAUAAAGUAUUAGGUAUUUGUAAUUUGCUGUCUAAAAUAAUGGAGAUGAGUGUUCACAGCUAAGAUCUCUGUAGUUGUUUUUUUUAACUGACUAAUUUUCAGUGUACCAUAUCUUUUAUUACAUGUUCUCUUUAGACUGGUUUUGCUAGUAACCCUAAAAGGCUUUUACCUUUUAUUUUUUAUUUUUUUUGGCUUGGACUAAUGCUUUGUAUGGAACUGCAGUACUGUGACUAAACAUGAAGCUCCACGCUGCUAUUGCUUACAACUGCUUCAACUUUGUAGUUUGGAAUUAUUUUUUUUCUGUAAUAACUUAUUAAAUCUAGUUGUAUGAAG